UGUGCUCAUACAACAGGACUGCCUAACCCCAAGCGGUUGAAGAUGAAGCCACGCUGUUUAACAACCUCUAAUUUUACUAUGCGAAUCAGUGCUUUGAAGUGGAUGCCGUGGGUUGACUUGAAAUACGAAGGAGACAAAAUUACCAUAUCUGGACCGAUGGCAAAUCUGCUGAACAAUCUUGCAUUGUCGAUAAACUUUAAAUACGAACUUUUCAUGCCGGCUGAUCGUGAAUGGGGUAUGAUAGUGAACAAUACAUGGACAGGUAUGAUUGGAAUGCUUCAUCGAAAAGAGGCAGAUUUGGCUAUUGGACCAUUUGCCAGGACGUAUGACCGUUCCAAAGUGUCCACUUUCACGUCAACAGUGACCACUAACCACCUCACCAUCAUGGCAGGUCGCAUGAAGGAUCAAAGCACGAACGUGUUUGGUUACAUUCUGACAUUCGACUGGCAGGUUUGGCUUGGUCUGUUGAUUGGCAUGAUUGUUCUAAUUUUGACGUCACUUCUAAUUGAUGCCAUAUAUGAUCGAAAGUACAGAACCUUCCCUACCGCUACGAGGAGGGCAGGCCAACAUUUCUGGACGUUUUUUGCUACAGUGUUUUGUGAAGCGUCACCGAACCUGCCGGAUAGUACACCUGGUCGAUUCUUAGUGGCGGUCUGGUGGCUCGCUAUUAUCGUCUUGAUGAACGCCUUCAGCGGGCACAUGAAGGCCAGCAUUUUACUGAAGAGGGACGUCAACAAGAUCCAGACAAUGAAAGACCUGGUAGCACAAGGUGGAAUUCAACCUCUAGUGUGGAAAGGAACUGCAUACGAAGCCUACCUUAGAGACUCGCAGUCCCAAGAUGUGGUUGCAGUUUGGAAGAUUAUACAAAACUAUCCAGGCAGCUUACUCACCCAAGAAGAGCUUUACAAUAAAGUAAACCUAAGGGCUGUUCUGAGUGGGCAAAAGGUAAUAAUCAAGGAUAUCGCAACCAUGACCCACGUGAUCACAAAUCGAUGUCACGAGUUUAAUGAUGGAGAGUUCUACUUCGCUAAGGAAAUUUUCUUCAAGCACAACAUGGCCAUGGCAAUGAGGAAGGAUCUCGAUCCUUGCGUUAAGAAAGAAAUAAACAGAAGAAUUAGAUGGCUGGUAGAAGGUGGACUGUUCGAAAAGUGGUUGAAAGAGUCUUAUGGAGAACUUGGAAAGUGUAGUGAUAUUGAUCAUUCAAAGAUGGAAGUGUCUUUUGGACUUCAAGACGUUGGAGCAAUUUUUAUUCUGUGGUUGAUCUUCACCGGCAUUUCUACCGCUGCUUUCUUCUUGGAGUUGUGCUGCCACGCAAUAUCUAAAUAUUCUGGUAUAAAGUAUUAA
This is a messenger RNA of Limulus polyphemus (Atlantic horseshoe crab), 1344 nucleotides long. Its product is annotated as glutamate receptor-like. Gene Ontology annotation, molecular function: glutamate-gated receptor activity. The record is from RefSeq and is a predicted model, not a curated record. NCBI's taxonomy places the organism in Eukaryota, Metazoa, Arthropoda, Merostomata, Xiphosura, Limulidae. Gene Ontology annotation, cellular component: membrane. The coding region runs from base 43 to 1344 and encodes 433 amino acids. The transcript is spliced from 9 exons.